Molecule: messenger RNA, 6567 nt
Organism: Phlebotomus papatasi
Lineage: Eukaryota; Metazoa; Arthropoda; Insecta; Diptera; Psychodidae
Gene: Patsas
Exons: 2
Coding region: 305-1885 (526 amino acids)
Biological process (GO): protein palmitoylation
Cellular component (GO): Golgi membrane
Molecular function (GO): palmitoyltransferase activity; protein binding
Source: RefSeq, a predicted model, not a curated record
GCAGUUUACACGUGCGCCAUGAUAAACAAAACAAGAAAUAGUGCGCAGGUGUGAAAAAAUUGAUUUUUCUCUGAGGAAAAAUCGAUUUUGCUGGAUUUAGUGACAGUGGAUUUGUGAUUCUUGGUGGAAAUUUGUGUCUGUGCAAGUUGAGGGUGAGAAAAAGUGAUAAGGGAGUGUUUGUCAGUUGCUGGAAUUGUGUGAAAAAUCAUCCAUCGUGGCGGACAGCAUCAAGACGCAGAGCAAAAUACACCCAAGUCCAGGGGCAGCCCGCAAUGUGUGGGCUCUGCCCCUGACAGCUUGUGGGAUGGUGACUGAGGAGAAUAGGGAUGCAACCACCACGCCUACCAAUGACAAAGACAACAAUAUCCUGGAGGAAGCAUCAAGUACGGAAGAUAUCUUCGAUGUGAUCAAGAAUGGAGAAGUGGCAGAUGUGGAGAAUCUGGUGGAGAAAUUGGGAGCAGAAACCCUCUCGGCCAGAGAUAAGCAUGGCUAUACUCCAGCUCAUUGGGUGGCUCUCGAUGGGAAUGCCGAAAUGAUGAGGUAUUUGGUGGAGAGAAAUGCUCCAGUGGAUCUUCCUUGUCUGGGAACUCAGGGUCCACGGCCAAUCCACUGGGCAUGUCGCAAGGGUCACACAGCUGUUGUGCAGGUGCUUUUGCUGGCUGGUGUGGCAGUCAAUGCUGCAGAUUUCAAAGGUCUCACUCCCCUCAUGACAGCCUGCAUGUACGGCAGAACGGCCACUGCAGCCUUCCUCCUCGGAAUGGGUGCCCAAAAUCAUCUGACGGACAUCAAUGGGGACACAGCUCUCCACUGGGCAGCCUACAAGGGCCACGCUGAACUCAUUCGCUUGCUAACGUACUCCGGAGUUGAUCUCCAGAAGACAGAUAAUUUUGGCUCAACUCCACUGCAUUUGGCCUGUUUGUCCGGGAAUCUGCUGUGCGUAAGGCUGCUCAGUGAGAAGAGCAAUCUGGAUCUGGAGCCUAAGGAUAAAAAUGGCAAGACUCCGCUGAUGCUGGCUCAGAGUCAUCAACACAGUGAUGUUGUGAAGUUGCUGAAUAAUGAAAUUAAGAAAAAAUCCCGCUGGUUUCCGCCCAUUUCUGAACUCUGGGGACUCCUUUUUGGCGGUGCUGGAAAUUCCAAGGGACCCCUGUUGCUCUUUGUCUGCUCAGUGCUACUCUGGGGGUAUCCCAUGUACAUGAUAAGGGUCAUUCCAAUAACGUGGAACAUUCUGAGACGAUCUCAUUACUGUUUCAUCUAUUGGAAUGCUAUCAUGUGGAUUAGCUGGAUCAUUGCUAAUCGACGCGAUCCGGGAUACAUUCCCCUGAAUGCCGACUCGUACUAUCGGGCCAUUAAGCAGAUACCGUACUUUGACAAAUGGAAGAAGCGCAAUGUCUUCCUCUCGCGUCUCUGCCACAGCUGCCGAUGCCUGCGUCCACUGCGAGCUAAGCACUGCAGAAUCUGCAAUCGCUGUGUCUCCUACUUCGAUCACCAUUGCCCCUUCAUCUACAACUGCGUUGGACUGCGCAAUCGCAUGUGGUUCUUCCUGUUUGUCCUCAGUGUCGCCAUCAACUGCAGCUUUACCAUCUACUUCGCCUGCUACUGCGUCAUGAUCGAAGGAUUCACACUGCUAUACGUCCUGGGUCUCAUGGAAGCCUUCCUGUUCUGUGGUCUCGGCUGGAUUCUCACCUGCACGUCCAUCCUGCACGCCUGCAUGAAUCUCACGACAAACGAAAUGUUCAACUACAAGAGGUAUCCGUAUUUGAGGGACAAGCGCGGUAAGUACCAAAAUCCUUUCUCACGUGGCCCAGUACUCAAUCUCUUUGAGUUCUUUGUCUGUCUACCGGAUCGAAUUGAUGAGAGCGAAAUCAACGUUGAUGAUAAUCUCUGAUAACAGGAACUUAAGAAAAUCAGUGCUAAUCAAUAGAUAAAACUAAUCAAAAAUCGCUUAGAUAGGCACAUUUUUUUCAUAAAAUAAAUGAUUAGAAAAAAGAACCAAAACACAAAUUUUGAUUUCAGUCACAAAUCUUUGCAUUUUUUAGAAUUUUGACACUUAUUAUUCUUAAAAUGGUAACAUUUUUCCUAGCAAGAUUAUAUAUUACAGAUUUGGAAAAGAAUAAUUCAGAUCCAGAAGAUAUUUGGAUUAAUGACUUAUCAUUGGAAUCGGAUUGGUUUGUUAUCAUUUUUAGAAUAUAGGAGAAUCAGCAAAAUCGGCAGAAUUUUGAGAAAAAGUUAAUAAAAAAUCCAAAUUUGGUCAUUAAAAAAUCAAUUUUUAUUAGCAAACAGAUCAUAUUUGAUCAGAAAAAAUGCGUCAGUAAAAACUCAAUUUUGAUCACAAUCCUCCUUGUUCAGUAAAAAAUCAUCUUUGAUCAGUAAAAAAAAACAAUGUUGAUCAGUAAAAGGAUCAUCUGUGGUCAGUAGAAAAAACAAUUUUGAUCAGUAAAAACCCAUUUUUGGUCAGUAAAAAAUCAAUUUUGAUCAGUAAAAGAUCAUCCUUGUUCAGUAAAAAAAAUCUUUGAUCAGUAAAAAAAAACAAUUUUGAUCAGUAAAAAGAUCAUCUUUGAUCAGUGAAAAUCAAUUUUGAUUUUUCUGUGGUCAGUAGAAAAAUCAAUUUUCAUCAGUAAAAACCCAUUUUUAGUCAGUAAAAAUUAAAUUUUGAUCAGUAAAAAAUUCUCCUUGUUCAGUAAAAGAAUUUUUGAUCAGUAAAAAAAAAAACUUUUGAUCAGUAAAAUGAUCAUCUUUGAUCAGUAAAAAAAUCAAUUUUGAUCAGUAAAAAGAUCAUCUGUGCUCGGUAGAAAAAUCAAUUUUGAUCAUUUGAUCAGUAAAAAAUCCUCCUUGUUUAGUAAAAAAUCUUUGAUCAGUAAAAAAAAACAAUUUUGAUCAGUAAAAAGAUCUGUGGUCAGUAGAAAAAAUAAUUUUGAUCAAUAAAAAAACCAUUUUUGGUUAGUAGAAAAAUAAAUUUUGAUCAUUAAAAUAUCCUCAUUGAUCAGUAAAAAAAGAUAGAAAAUAUAAACGUAAAAAAAGAUCAAAGGUCAGUAGAAAAAUCAAUUUUUAUCAGUUAAAAAAAGAUUAUCUGUGGUUAGUAGAAAAAUCAAUUUUGUUCAGUAAAAAAACGAGGAUUUUUUACUGAACAAAAUUCAAUUGAACAAGACUGAAUCAAAAAUCAUUUUUGAUCAGUAAAAAAGAUCAUUUUUGAUCAAUGAAAAAAAUCAAUUUUGACCAGUAAAAAAUCCUUGAUCAGCAAAAAAUCGUCUUUGAUCAGUAAAAAAAUCAAUUUUGAGCAUCAGUAAAAAGAUUGCGGAAACUGGUCUCUCUUGGAGUUCGAGCAGUUAAAAAGUAUUGAUCAGUAGAAAAAUCAAUUUGACCAAAGGUAAAUUUAGAAACUUUGAAGCACUAAAAUCGUCAAAUAAGUUUUGAUAAAGAAAAAAUAAAAUGUAUUUUGUUUUUUCCAGUUUUUCCGUAAUAUCAUGACUUUUUCUUGGGAACAGAGUAAAAAAUGGAAUAUAUUUCCAAAGUUCUCCCAGAUUUUAUUCAAUUACUGUUCAACAGUGAUUUUUUUUACUAACCUAAAACUGUUGCAAGCUGUUCAAAAUUAGUUUUUUAUGGCUCCGAUAUAACUUUUAGAUCUGGAAAAUUUCAUGAAGACGAAAAUGUUGUCCCUUUCUUUUUCACGCAUUUGGCAUAUGCCUAUCUCACUCUUUGGUACUUUUCAUCUUUUUUAAAACAUCACAACAAAUUCAAUUUAGUUUUAUUGAAUUUGGAGUACGAAGGAACGGGAUAGAUAAAUGCAAAACGUGUAAGAAAGGGAUGUGAAUUCUGAUUUCAGGAAACUUUCCUGAUCUAAAAAGUGUGCCGGAGCCUUUAUUAAUCAAAAUAGAUUUUUUACUGACCAAAUUUGAAUUUUUACUUAUCGAGUUCACCAUUCCUCUGACAAUUUCAACCUUUUUGUUGUCAAAAUUCUAUUUUUAUUGAUGGAAAUUGCAAUUGAACUGACUAUCCAAAGAUUCUUGCUGAUCAAAUAUCUUUUUUUUUGACCCAGAAUUUUUAACUUACCUAUUUUUUUUCGUUUACUGAACCAAGCGAAUUUAUUACUGUCCAAUUUUAUCAAAUUACCGAUCUCAAAUAUUAUUGCCACAUUUUAAUUUUUUUCUGAAAUGCAAUGUAAUGAUUCAAGGAUUCCAUUCAAAGUACAGUUGAUUAAGUUUAUUGGAAAUACAAAAUUCUCCACAAAUCUUAGAUUACUAAAUUCUGCCAAUUGACAGAAAAACGACGCAAUGCCAAGAUUGGUGUAGGAAUAAAAUUUUUUUUUGGAUUUAAAAAGAAAAAUUAUUUACACAAAGUGCUUUAAAUUUUAUGUAACAUUUUAAGAGAAUAUAAAUAUGAAGAAAUUCUAUGUGAAAGCUUAGAUUAAAAAAAACAAUUGCUUUAAAGAUUUUUAGAAUAACUUUUAAUUAUAAAAAAAUGUAAACCUCUUAAUUCUGAGAUCAUUAAGCUCUUUUAAUGUCUAAAACGGUCUUCAAAAGUCGGAUUUAUUUUAAGGAGUCUACACAUUGCGAGCAAUUUUCGUCAAAAAUUACUUUUUUGAAGGAAUUUGUGAAAUUGUGAAGAAACAAAUGUUCCCAAUGUGCAGAGGCGGCCUUUAAAUUAAAGUCUAACUUAUAUCGCAGCAAAUGUUCACAAUAAAUCAGCUGACAUUUUAAUUGUCAAAAUCCGACCGCCCUAAAAAUAAAAUAGAAGAAGGAGAAGAAAUUUCUAGCUAGAGUAUAGAAAGCGUUGUUAAGUUUUCAAUAAAAACAGAAUAUUUUUAUUUGUGGAACUAAUGGUUCUAAUGGCUUCUAAAAUCUAAACUAUAAAAAUUUCGUGAAAUUAAAAUUCAUAGUCUUUUCUAUCUCAAACGUUUUGCAUACGUUCAUCUCACUCUUUCCCACUCAAAAUUAGAUUGGACUAGAUUAAAUGUGGCAUGAUGUUCAAAAAACGAAGAAGAAGCCUGCGAAAGAGUGAGGUAGACUUAUGCAAAACAAUCGAGAAGGAAAGAGAUGUGAAUUUCGAUUUCAUAAAAUUCUUUUAAUCUAAAAGAAGAAGAGUGCAAAAGAAUGAGAUAGACAUAUGCAAAACGUGUGAGCAAGAAAGGAAUUCGAAUUUCGACUUCAUGAAAUUUUCCUUAUCUAAAAGAUGUGCCGCAGCCAUAAUGACUUCUUCGGCACGCUUUUUAAAUCAAGAAAAUGUCAAUUCUUCUUCUUCUUUUUAACAUCACACCAAAUUAAAUUUAGUUCAGUCCAAUUUGGAAGCGAAAGAACAGGAUAGACAUAUGCAAAGCUUUUGAGAAAGAAAGAAAUGUGAAUUUUGAUUUCUUGGAUUUUAGGGUAAGUGUGCCAAAUUUCGGAAUAGUUGCAUGCAAGCGUCAAAGUCUUACUGUGUUAUCACACUUGCACAUUAAAAUUUUAAUAUGAUUCACAUUAAUUGUCGCUGGUGAGAGUCCAAAUGUGUAAUUUGUGUGUUUGAAUCAUUUUAUAUUCAAAAUUUGAUCUAUUUGUUGAUAAAAAGGUGGACUUGGCCCGCAAAAUUUGAUAUAAAUUGAUUUAUAGCAUUAAUGCGAAAAAUUAAUGCGAUUUUCUCUUUAAUUUUUUAAUGUGAAAAGUAUUUAUGCUUUAGUUAAAUUUAAACUUAUUUUUGCAGACCAAGUCCACUUCUUUAUCAAUAAAUAGAAAAACCCUAAAUAAUAAGUGACUCAAAGGCACAAAUAACAUAUUUGGACGCUCACAAGCGACAAUUAAUGUGAAUCACAUUAAAAUUUUAAUGUGCAAGUGUGAUAACGCUGUUAAGUUUGAAAUGUAAUAUUUUAAAUUCAAAUUGAUUUUUUAUUCUUUCUCCUGAAAGAGUGUUUGGAAUCUUGUAAGGAGUUUACCGUCUUUAUUUACUCUAAAAUCAUUCUUAAUACAUUUUAAAAUGAAUAAAAAUAUAGACAUAUCUUUGGUACCCUAUUUCGGCCACCUUCAUUCUCAUAGUUCCUUGCCCUUCGGGAAUUCUUCAAAUGUCUUUUCCACGUCAUCUCGUUUGUCGAAGCUACAUUUUUUGUUAUUCUUUUGCAUUGUAUAAUCUCUAGAGUACGUAAAAUCUAAAAGUUCAUGGACAUUCGAGGAACAAAAAAGGUGGCCGAAAUUGCAAGCUGGCCGGAAUUUGGAACACUUAUCCUACCUGAUCUAAAAGAUGUGGCGGAGCCAUUAAGCUUUGUUUAUCUCAGAAUGAAGGGUCUCCUUUCGGAUAAGUUCUUACCUAUAUGAAGCAUAAACUCGACACAAAUGAUCCGUGAUAUUAAGCAGCAAAAAUUCUGUUGCAGCGCCACAGGCGACGAUCGUAUCAACUUUAAAUGAUCUAAAAACUUGUAGCACAUGAAAUUUUCUGUCCAAUGCAUCAAAGAUGAACAAAAUAGAGUCGAUAAAUACCAAAGACAGCAAGCUUUAAACCAUUUCUCAGUGCUGUACACAUUCCUUUAAAUUUAAUUACCACAUAAAAUUGAUUUUUAUGACAAUUGUUAUUAUUAAAAAUAUCUAUAAUAAAUGUUUUCACGCAAAA